Molecule: messenger RNA, 1056 nt
Organism: Aspergillus oryzae RIB40
Lineage: Eukaryota; Fungi; Ascomycota; Eurotiomycetes; Eurotiales; Aspergillaceae
Product: protein transporter YIF1
Exons: 3
Coding region: 1-1056 (351 amino acids)
Biological process (GO): endoplasmic reticulum to Golgi vesicle-mediated transport
Cellular component (GO): endoplasmic reticulum membrane; Golgi membrane; COPII-coated ER to Golgi transport vesicle
Source: RefSeq, a predicted model, not a curated record
AUGUACCGCCAGUCCUUCGCUCCGCCGCCAGCACAGUCACCUCCGCUUCAUCAUCCAGUUCCUCAGCAUGUUUCCACCGUCCCUAUGAUGCGCUCUCCUCCCCCUCCGACAUCCCAGCAGUCUCAGACGUCUGGCUAUGGUAACAACCCAUAUCAGCCCGCUCCGGCGCAAGGCGGUAGUGGGACCUACGCCCCUGGAUUUGGAGGUUUCAUCAACGAUCCCACGGCGCAAAUGGGAUUUCAGGUCGGGAAGACCGCUAUGAUGGCCGGGCAAGAAUAUAUGGAACAGAAUCUAAACCGCUACGUUUCCAUUCCCGCCUUGAAACACUAUUUCAAUGUGUCCAACUCCUAUGUAUUGAAUAAACUCGCCCUGGUGCUCUUUCCUUGGAGACACAAACCAUGGUCUCGCCAGCAGAGCCGUGUCACGGCGGCAUCCACAGGCCCCAAUGGUCAGAUCUCCCAUCAGCAAUACUCGACCAUGUUCCUGCCCCCUCGCGAUGACCUGAACUCCCCCGAUAUGUAUAUUCCGGUCAUGGCUCUCGUCACAUAUAUCCUCCUAUCGGCAAUGCUGGCAGGGUUCAGAGGCAACUUCCACCCCGAGCUUCUUGGUUCGAUCACGACAACAGCUAUUGCAGUCAUCGUAUUCGAGAUACUUUGUCUAAAGCUGGCUACCUAUAUUCUCAGCAUCAACAAUGAGUCGCAGCUACUAGAUCUCGUGGCUUACUCAGGCUAUAAAUUUGUGGGCAUCAUCAUUACCUUAGUGACAUCCGAGGUUCUAACUCCGGGAAGAGGAACCGGUGGUUGGGUCGGCUGGGUUGUGUUCAUUUACACGUUCCUAGCUAAUGCGUUCUUCUUGCUUCGUUCUUUGAAAUAUGUCCUCCUUCCGGACUCAGCCACUGAUGCACGCACGGGAUCGAUGCACACCGUCGCCCGGUCACAACGCAAUCGUCGCACCCAAUUUCUGUUCAUCUAUUCUUAUGUUAUCCAGUUCAUCUUCAUGUGGGUGCUGAGCCGAGAGGGCCCAACUGCUUCGAACGUAGCUGGUUCAGCGUCGUAA